AUGAAGGGCAACAAAGGAUCUGUUGGUGAUAAAGGACCUAAAGGUGGCAAGGGACCUGGUGGAAAUUCUCAACCUAAAGGACCUAAUGGCGAUAAAGGGCAAAGCGGCGAGAAAGGAAUGAAGGGCAACAGGAUAAAGGACCUGAAGGUGGCAAGGGACCUGGUGGAAAUUCUCAACCUAAAGGACCUAACGGCGAUAAAGGGCUAA
This is a messenger RNA of Parnassius apollo (apollo), 207 nucleotides long. NCBI's taxonomy places the organism in Eukaryota, Metazoa, Arthropoda, Insecta, Lepidoptera, Papilionidae. The record is from the annotation of a GenBank genome assembly.